This is a messenger RNA of Grus americana (Whooping crane), 1044 nucleotides long. It is a transcript of the gene SFTPC, whose product is annotated as surfactant protein C. Gene Ontology annotation, biological process: respiratory gaseous exchange by respiratory system. The transcript is spliced from 5 exons. Bases 16 to 756 code for a protein of 246 amino acids. Gene Ontology annotation, cellular component: extracellular region; alveolar lamellar body. NCBI's taxonomy places the organism in Eukaryota, Metazoa, Chordata, Aves, Gruiformes, Gruidae. The record is from RefSeq and is a predicted model, not a curated record.
CAUGCUGCCAGCCAAAUGCCGGGAAAAGGUCCUCGGAGGCUUCAUGCGCCCUCCUCAGCUCCUCUCCAGGCUCGGCAAACAGAGCACAAGUGGUACUUGGCAGCGGGGGCAGCCCCAGCCUCCUCCCACCCACCCGGGGCCCCUAUAAAUCCCCCCGGCUCCGGCUGGCAAAGGGACAGGAGCCGCACGGCAAAGCACGGCGAGAUGGACGGCAGCUCCAAAGAGGCGCUGAUAGAGGAGGCACCUCCGAGGUACACGGCCUCCCCCCGCCUGCCCUGCAUCCCCCACCAGCUCAAGUGCCUCCUGAUCGUGGUGGUGGUGGUCGUCGUCCUCGUGGUGGUCAUCGUCGCCUUCCUCCUCCUGGGGCUGCACAUCACCGAGACGCACGCCGAAACGGUCUUGCGGAUGACCAUCCACGGCCUGGACGGCGAAGGGACCCCCCAGCACCUCUCCAUGAGCAAGAAGGAAAGGACCGGGACGUUUGCCGUGCGGGACGGGCUCAACGCGUCCGCCGUGGUGGUGUACGACUACAGCAAGCUGCUGGUCAGCUACAGGUCCUGGCGUCACCGCGCCUGCUACGUCACCCGCAUGGACAAGGACAACAUCCCGGGGCUGGACGCCAUCGCCAAGACCUUCCAGCAGCGGCAGGCUGAGAUGAAGGAGGCCGGGGACAGCGCUGUGCCCCUGGCCGACCGCUCCAUCCUGGGCACCACCGUUAACAUCCUCUGCAGCACCGUCCCCGUCUACUGGGCGUAGCGCCGGCUGGGGUCAGCUCCUGCGAGAGCACGGGACCGCAAGAUGGGGAUGUCACCAUUCCCACGCUCCCCACAUCGCCUUCCAGGCAGGAUGUCCAGGCAUCUCUCCUCCUCCCCGGCCCCAUCCCAUGUGCGGCCUGGGGGGCAGCCACCCCGCUGUCAGGGUGCUCCAUCCACACGCAACCGCUCGGCACUGCGGCUUUCCCACGGAGCUUGCGAUAAACGAGCGGGAUUUGCUUUGGGAUUCACGCUUCUGGCUGCAAAGUAAAGCCUGUGCCCCUGCCUCCAA